UCUCAUUCACCUCCCAGCAGCCAAAGUGAACAGACGGAACAAAAAGCCAAGAGCGUGUUUGGGGACGAACACUCGCAUAGUUUAGAUUUUUUUAUGGUGUGUGUGGCAUCGAUUUAGAAAAAAAAAAGAGAGAGAAACUUUUAGAUAGGCAGUGGCUUGUGGAUUGAUAACAUAUCCUUAGCAGUUACGGAGGUGAACAUUCGGUAGACCCUAGUAUAGUAGGACGGGUACUCUCUCCUUCCUUCGUGUAUGGGCUACCCAGAGGCACCGACGGAAUGUGAAACGCACUAAUUCAGGCCGCCGAAACCGGACCUUCCGUGUUGUGUUUAUAGCCUCAUGUGGAACUACCUGUUGCAUGUGUGAUACGGUAAAGACAAGCGUGUACAUUAAUCAACCGGAGGAAAUUAUAUAUAUAUAAAAAGAAAGCAAGUUCGGGAACCAUGGAUGCUGUUCGCGAGAUGCUACUGCGCCCCGUGACGGCCGUGUCAAGCAUGUGGGACCUGCGUGAACGUCCGCAGUACCGCCUUCACGUCAUCACGGGCGAUCGGCGAGGGGCAGGUACGGACGCCAACGUUUUCGUGGUGGUGCACGACAGCCACGGGAGAGCCUCCAUGCCCAUCCUAUCCAACAAGGUAUUCAGAAAUGACAACGAGCGCGGCGCCACGACCACCGUCGACAUCAGCUCCGAUCACGGUCUCGAGGGCCCCAUCACCAAGGUGGAGGUGUGGAGAGAUAACUUCGCAGACAUCAAGAUCUUCUCGGCCAUCACUGGGAUCCUCUUCGGCCAAAGGUCUAAGCGAGGAUCCGCCUCUUGGUUCCUUGACCGGAUCGAAGUAGAGGAGGUUGACCCGCAGAAUAACAAUAGUUUGACAAAUAACGGCAAGCUUGACGGAGGAACCGAGGCGAAUUGUACUAGCGGGGAAAAUCCUGUAACAGUACACAGGGCCCCGGGCGGAGGUCGUGUAUGGGUGUUUCCCUUACAGCGGUGGGUAACAGCUCACAAGCGAUACACGAUACACCUUCACGACUGCUUCUUACCUCAGGACGACCCCGACAAGGAGCGUCGUGCGGCAGAUAUCAAGGGAAAGAGAGAGUUGUACAGAUACGAACAGAAAGUGAAAGACGGACCCGCACAGAUUGAGAAUUUGCCUUCAGAUGAGAAAUUUUCAGAAGAAUAUUAUUGGACUUUUGCAACUGAAAAGCUAAACCUUCUUGCCAAGACGAAAUUGAUCGAGUGGACGACCAGCAAGUGGAAGACCUUAGAUGACCUUAGGAAAGUCUUCAAUCAGAGUCUGGGGGAACCGAAGUGUAUGUCUGUGUGGCAAGAAGACUGGUGGUUUGGUCUCCAGCGGCUUCAAGGAGUCAACCCCAAUGUUAUAGCUGCGUGUAAGAAGAUUCCUGAAAAGCUCGCAGUAACAGAAGAGACCGUCUCCGGAUUGCUAGAUGAUAUGACCCUUGCAGAAGCACUGGAGAAGAAUAAAAUGUUCAUCUGCGAUCUAGAGAUCACGGAUGGCCUCCCCCACAAAGACACUGCAGAACUUCCAUCUCCUUUUGCACUGUUCUACCUUAAUAAGGAAGAUAAGCUCAUGCCAGUUGCAAUUCAGCUGAAGCAAGAGGGUGGACAUGAUAACCCUGUGUACACGCCCAAAGACCCGUCAAACACCUGGCUGGUGGCAAAGAUGUUUUACAACUGUGCCGAAGCUCAACACCAUCAGGCUCUUACGCACUUGGGAUACACUCACCUCCUGAUGGAAGGGGUGGUGAUCUGCACUCAUCGGAAUUUAUCCCCGUCGCAUCCUCUCUUCAAGCUCAUGGCGCCCCACUUCCUCUUCCUACUUGCCAUUAAUACGAGAGGCUUGGAGAAACUAGUGUCCCCGGGUGGAUGGGUGGAUAACUGUAUGACCCAGGGACUCGAGGGCAUCUUUGAGCACAUGAAGCGAGGAUUCGAUCGAUGGAGUUUUGAGAGAGAAGGACAAGUGGAAAAGGAACUUGAGGCUCGUGGGGUCCUGGACAAGGAUAUCUUGCCUUACUACCCAUACCGAGAUGAUGCGGUUCCUCUGUAUCAUGCUAUAAAAAAAUACGUUAGCACUGUUGUCCGACACCAUUAUGACACACCAGAUAAAUUGACAGGCGAUUAUGAACUGAAAUGGUGGCGUGAGGAGCUUGUGAAGCCGCGGGAUCAGAGUGGUGUUGGCUUGAAAGAUAUUCCAGGCAAUGCAGAAGAAGGAUUCACAACUGUCGAUCAGGUUGUAGACACCAUCACAUCAAUUAUUUCUACGUGCUCGCUUGGUCACGCAGCUGCCAACUUCCAGCAAUACGAGCAGUAUGGCUUUGUUCCCAACUAUCCAGGAAUUCUCUUUGGGGAGAUACCAAAGGAAAAGAAAAACUACACAGAAGAAGACAUCAUGGCCCUGCUGCCGAGCAAGAGGAUGACCCUCGAUAUCAUGGUCAUCACCAAACUCCUCUCGAGCCGUGGAACCAAAAGCCUGGGGGAUUUCGAGAUGCAGUACCUCUAUGACCCGGUUGGGGUUAACGCGGCCAAAGAGUUUCAGAAAGACCUCAAGCGUCUGAGUUUGGAAAUGAAGAAACGAAAUAUUGACCGCCAGUGGGAGUUUGAAUGGCUUGACCCAGAAAUUGUUCCAAACUCAAUUAGCGUUUAAGUCAGACAGACGCUUUAAAACAAAGAAAGCUUUACAGAUUUACCAUCUUUUGUAAAGUUUGUAUUUUUAUAUUUGUCCGGAAUUAAAGCACAUACGACGUUGUGGAUACGUAUUUGUUUCAUAUUUGAUUGUUUUUAAUGUUAUGUAGAAAAAGGGUGGAUGUCUCCAAUUUCAUAUGGAGUAGAUAGUCUAUUUACAUUCAUAUAAUUCAGCUAUUAUGACUUUACAGUGAACAUAUCCUCUAUGGCAUGUUAUCAUAUAUUCCAAAUUGUAUCUGGAGUAUCCUUUAAGGAGCCAGAAAAAUAUAAAGUGUUUGACUGCAGGCUUCUAGCUUACGUAUAUAUAUAUACAUAUAUAUCACAAGAAACAAAGCAACUACCAUGUAUAUUUUGCUCUAAGCUUAUUUUGAAUUUAUAUGUGUCUACAGGUAUUGAAUUGGCUAUUUUUAAAAAUAGGAUACAUUCAUCUUUUGAAAGCAUAAGAAACAUCUACUUUAUGCAUAUGCAAAUUUGCAAUGGAUAUAUGUGCAAGUCAGUGGAUGUUGUUACUAUGAAUUAUAUUAAAAUUUAUACAAGUAUGAUUUUCUUCUUUCUGUUUUGAAAUAUGCAGUGCAUUUUCAUAAGGAAGAAAUUUGUAUAUAUGAUUAAUUUUUAAUUUCUAUGUACGUAUAAUGAUUGUGCGUAUAUGAUUUUGAUUACCUCAUAUUUUUGAUUAGUUACUGUCAUUCUCAUUUUCAUGUGUUUUUGUAAAUAUUUUCACUUCCAUCUCCUGAAAACGUGUAAGGGAUUAUACUCUGUAAUAAUUACAAGUGAUAUAUACUCUGUUAUUUAGUUUUUGAACUAUAUUUUAACUAAGAAUAUUAUUUGCUGUUAACAGACAUACCUAUGUGCAAAUACAAUUCUUUUACAUAAUAAAUUAACAAGUCUUAA
Molecule: messenger RNA, 3589 nt
Organism: Penaeus monodon (black tiger shrimp)
Lineage: Eukaryota; Metazoa; Arthropoda; Malacostraca; Decapoda; Penaeidae
Product: polyunsaturated fatty acid 5-lipoxygenase-like
Exons: 12
Coding region: 441-2660 (739 amino acids)
Biological process (GO): lipid oxidation
Molecular function (GO): protein binding; metal ion binding; oxidoreductase activity, acting on single donors with incorporation of molecular oxygen, incorporation of two atoms of oxygen
Source: RefSeq, a predicted model, not a curated record